AAACCCAAAUGUACAUACUGGCAGGAAUAGUGUUUUGCUACCUCCGCUGUCAGUGUCUUUGUGUACAGUCUGUGGCAACCAUCAAACACACAUCACUUGGAACAAGAUUUGUUCCCCGUGCAGCAUCGUGAAUGUCAUUACUAUUGAUGCAGUUGUGUCCAUCAUCAGUUAACUCAUUUCCAAAUUAUAACAGAAACAGUGUUUCAAAAUUACCCAGUUGGCUGUAAAACGGUGAGGGAUGGCUGGCAGUCGCGAAAGAUCUCAUUUAAAUGCGACUUCGUCUUUUUCCCCAACCUCCCACCUCGGCCGCGGGGUUCCUUUACCAAGAUGGCGGCGGCGUCCCUACCCAGAUAAGUGUUUCCGGGUUGACCGGUGUCCCGGCCGGAGCGGUUGCCGUGGAGCGGGAGAAGGAAGAGCGAGUCUGGAGUGAACUUGGACUUGGAUCUGGGCGAUGUGGGAGCCGCGGGAUCGGUGAGAGCUCGGGCCCGCUCUUCUGGUCAGGAGCUCUGCGGAUCUGGGCGAUGACCGUGCGAGGCCUCGCCGGCGCUGUGCUGCUGGCGGUGGCUGUCCUGGGAGACGCGGUCGCUGGCCGGGGAGCCGGGCGCCAUGAUGAUCGGUUCGAUAUCUUGAAAGAAUGGUUAACUGAUUAUGACAUCCUGUCUUUAUCGGAUAUCCGUCAGCACACUGUGAGAAAGCGUGAUGCAGGACCACAGUCCCAUGUUGAACAAUCAGUCCAGUUUUCAGUCCUCAACAGAAAUUUUAGAUUGUAUUUAACAUCAAGCGUGGAGCAAUUUUCUGAUACUUUCAGAGCGGUAGUAGUGGACAGAUAUGGAAAUGAAGAAGAAUAUCCUGUGCAAUGGAAGAACUUCUUUAUUGGCCAUGUGAUUGGUGAGCCAGGUUCAAAAGUCCGGGCUGUAAUUGAUAAUGAGGAUUUUGCUGCCAGAAUUGUUACCGAUGAAGGAGAAUAUAAUGUAGAGCCCCUUUGGAGGUUUAUUGACUCUGAGCCUGUGGAAAAAUUGUUGGCGUACAAAUCUGAAGAUGUUCGGGAAAUUGGGCGUUUAAAGUCAUCAAAUAUUUGUGGUUACAUAAAGUUGAAUGACUCUGAACUUUCACCAGAGGAACUUGAUGAGGAUGAUUUUGAUACAGAUGCUUCUACAAAAUACAUCCAGCGACAGAAAAGACAAAAUGUCCUAGAUCCUGAGAAGAAUACUUGCAAAAUGCUGGUUGUAGCAGAUUAUCGUUUUUUUAAACACAUGGGGCGUGGUGAAGAGAGCAUCACCAUCAAUUACUUGAUCGAAUUGAUUGACAGAGUAGAUGACAUUUAUCGGAAUACCACUUGGAAUAGUGCUGGUUUCAAAGGAUAUGGAGUGCAGAUAGAGGAGAUAAUUGUCAAUAAAGAACCAACAGUGGUGACUGCGGGUAAGAAACAUUACAAUAUGGCUGGAAGUUAUCCAGAAAAUAAAGAUGCUUGGGAUGUCAAGCCUCUGCUUGAGCAAUUCAGUGCUGAUAUAGCCAAAAGUGCAUCCAAAGUUUGCCUUGCACAUCUGUUUACGUACCAAGAUUUUGAACACGGAACACUUGGGUUAGCUUAUGUUGGAUCUCCAAAAUCACGUGCAUUAGGUGGCAUAUGCCCUACACGUAAGUCCAAAUCCUAUGAUCACCCAACCAUGGAAAAGAUAGUGUACCUAAAUACUGGAUUAACCAGCACAAAGAACUAUGGGAAAACAAUUCUCACCAAGGAAGCAGAUCUUGUUACUACUCAUGAAUUAGGCCAUAACUUUGGAGCGGAGCAUGAUCCAGAUACUCUAGAAUGUGCCCCGACAGAUGAUGAUGGUGGGAAAUAUGUCAUGUAUCCCAUAGCAGUGAGUGGUGACCAGGAUAAUAACAAGCUGUUCUCCAACUGCAGCAAACGAUCGAUUUUUCGGACACUAAUUAAUAAAGCGUCCAAGUGCUUUCAAGAACGAAACAAGAAAGUAUGUGGAAAUUCGCGUGUGGAUGAGGGGGAGGAAUGUGAUCCUGGGCUUCUACAACUAACUGAGGAUAAGUGCUGCACCCAACAAUGUCAACUCAAAAAAGAUAAAAAGUGCAGUGAUAAGAACAGCCCAUGCUGCAAGGAUUGUCAAUUUGAAAAAGCUGGAAAGAAGUGUCAGGAAGCAAUCAAUGCAACAUGCAAAGGAGAAUCCACUUGCACAGGGAUGGAUCAGUUUUGCCCUGCUCCUGGUAAUGCUCCAGAUGAUACCAUCUGUGUGGACAUGGGAAAAUGUUUAAAUGGCGAAUGCAUACCUUUUUGUGAGACCGAGAUGGGCCACAGCCCAUGUGCUUGUAAUGAGACGGAUGAUUCCUGUAAAGUUUGCUGCAAAGAUAAUGGAAUUUGUAAACCCUAUGUAGAUGAAAACAACAAAUUUCUGUACCUGCGCAAAGGGAAACCCUGCACAGUUGGAUUCUGUGAUGGACAUGGCAAAUGUGAAAAGCAAGUACAGGAUGUAAUAGAACGAUUCUGGGACUUCAUUGAGAAAUUGGAUAUUAACACAUUUGGGAAAUUCUUAGCAGAUAAUAUUGUUGGAUCCGUUGUCGUAUUCUCUCUCGUGUUUUGGAUUCCCCUCAGCAUUCUUGUCCAUUGUGUGGAUAAGAAGUUAGACCAACAGUAUGAAGAGAGCACAAAAACAUUCUUCCCUUCCAGUAACCCGGAGAUGUUUAGCAGCUUAGAAUCUGCCUCAGUACGAAUAGUGAAGUCUUUUCCUCAGUCUACAAACCGUUUUCAACUGCCACCAGCACCACCGUCACAGGUGACUAUCCCAACGGUGGCAGUGCCAACAAAACCUGACCAUCAUCGCAUGGACACGAUACAGGAAGAUCCUAGUGCUGACUCUCUAAUUGGUGAGAGUGCGUUAGAUGAGGAUCCUUUUCCAAAUAGUAGCCAAGCAGCAAAAUCCUUUGAAGAUUUAACAGGUCAUACCGUCAACAGGAGUGACAAGGCAUCUGCAUUUAAAUUGCAGCGGCAAACCCGCAUUGACAGUAAGGAGACGGAGUGCUGAGAUCCUGAGUCAGAGUAGUCUUUUUAUAAAACUGAAUUAUUUAUCAUGUGGCUUCUCUGAUUUUUGUUACAAGUUGGAUCCAUCUAUAUGUAAAUUUGAUAUGGUAUUUUGUCUAUUGUUGCAGUAUUUUUUAAAACCGUUUGUUCCUGACUUAAGACACUCAGCUAGUCCUGAAGAAUGCAACUCUGAUUCUAAAGUUUUUUUUAAAUAAAUAAUUUGGCCCAAUCAUGACUAAUCUCAAAUUAACGAAGUUGAAUUAAUUAUAACAUUCAGUGUAUACCUGGACAUAGACAUCAAGUGUUGCAUGCAAUGCAAGUAUUUUUCUUUUUAAACAAAAAAAAUCAAGGAAUUGGCAUUGUUGUUUGAAAGGACUGAUACACAAAUUGUUAGCUUAUCAUAUUUAUAACUAACACGUCAGACUUCUUUUCCCUGUAUCAGUACUUGCAAGCAAUGUGGGAAGAUUGCUGCAAUUUUUGUAAUGAUUUAAGCUUUUGUGUAUAUAAAAACUUUGGGGAACUGUUAUGAAAAUGUACUUUAAUAAAGUUUGGAUUUUUAA
Chiloscyllium plagiosum (whitespotted bambooshark) is the source of this 3591-nucleotide messenger RNA. The record is from RefSeq and is a predicted model, not a curated record. Lineage: Eukaryota; Metazoa; Chordata; Chondrichthyes; Orectolobiformes; Hemiscylliidae.